Messenger RNA from Nymphalis io (European peacock), 3209 nucleotides. RefSeq lists its product as uncharacterized. Gene Ontology annotation, biological process: DNA damage response; positive regulation of protein phosphorylation; cell population proliferation. Gene Ontology annotation, cellular component: nucleus. NCBI's taxonomy places the organism in Eukaryota, Metazoa, Arthropoda, Insecta, Lepidoptera, Nymphalidae. The transcript is spliced from 5 exons. Bases 166 to 2988 code for a protein of 940 amino acids. The record is from RefSeq and is a predicted model, not a curated record.
AGUGUAUUUUUAUAUGCGCAUUUAAGAAAAUUAUAGUCCGAUUUCAUUUAAAUUUACUUUUGAAUGCACUUUCCAAAGUCAUAUGUAUUCAUUUUUUUUUGAAACUGAUAAGUAACUUUUUAUAUGAUAUGAAAUAUUGACUCAAGUUAUCUUUAAAUUAUCAUCAUGGAAAAUGUUCUUAUACAAAAUAAAAUAAAAAUUUUGUUUGAGAAAAUAUCAGACCCAAAAUAUGUUAUGAACAAUUAUUAUGCUGAUCACUUUUUUAUUAAAAUAAAUUCUUCUGAUCCAGAUGUAACCUCUUUGAAAACAUGGCCUGUACUACCUGAUUUACUAAUAGAAGCACUCAAUCACAUGGAAAAAUACCAUAAUACAGUCAAAGUGUUUCUCACGAGAAUAUUAGGAGUUAUCGCACAAGGAGAGGUACAUUUUUCUAAAAUUUUUUCAAAAAAAGGUGACGAGAUUGCUAAAUCAUUCAAUGAGAUAAAUUCAAAGAACAUGGAUACAAGCUUGAGAGUAGCCUACAUGGAAGUAGCUCUUGCUCUUGUUAAUCAUAAUUCAGGCGUCUACUGGCUCUUAGAGAGUGGGGUCUGGAAAGAAAUUCUCAGUCUGUGCAAUGAAAACCGUACCGUUUUUGUUGUACGUCAAACCUAUAAAUUUGCAACUUUAUUUCUCUGGAAAUUAAAUAGUAUAGGAAACGAAGCCAGUGUCAAGGAAAUACUGACUUUUAUAUUAAAGCCGAUUUCAGAUCACGACUUUAUGAGAAUCGAUUCGUUAACCUGUGAAGAAGAGGAUGUCAUUCGCAAAACACUCGAGCCAAUGUUUCAAAUACUUUUAGCGGUUGUGAGUUACAAAGGUUAUAUAAAAUCCUCAAAUUGCAUUAUAAAUGUUUUGCUGAAAGAUUUCAAAAUUAUUACAUACUGUUACGUCAUAUUGGAUAGAUUGCGUGGAGAAGAUAUAAUUCUGAUUAUUAUGAAAUUUGUAUUUUGGAUGACUAUAGGGAAAAUAUUAGUCGUGAAACCCAUGGCGACCAACAUAGAAUACAGUCGGGAAGAUUUAAUAGAAGUCAGUGUGACCUAUUUUAAUGCUAUACAGUUUCUAAUUCAGCGUCGCUGUGCAACAUUGAUAUUCGAUUUCUGUAAUGCAUGCAAUUUAAUAUGGGGUUGUAUUUGGGACAAACCAGAACCAGCGAUGUGGGAGUUGGACGGUAGGAAAGUUGAGUUGCAGAAGCAAUUGUUAGUGAUUUGCCUCGUACCAUCUUUGGUUUAUGCCACAUAUAAGAGACCAUCAAUGGAUAAACAUGACGAUAGGGUUAACGACAUUAUUGCAAAGAUAAUGGAUUCAUCUUGUGAACAUACAGCACGAACUGCUUAUGCCUUGAGAGAUCUGAUGAUGCAACUGGAUAUACAAGCGACCACCUUACAAAGUGUUAAGCGCUUAACUUGCUUAAAAGAUCAUUUGAAUAAUGAACAAGCUAAUUUAGUGUUUCAAACUCUAUUCUACGUUUUGCAAGAGUACAAUCCGGUGGAUGAUCAAGGUGAAUUGAAGCACGAGGAAGAUAUUGAAGACGAUCAAGAGAAAGUACUCGUGAUGACAUACGUCUUGGACUCGUUGCUGUUGCUUGUUAAGAACUACAAUAUAAAUUGGCAAGAGAGCUUCGAAGUCUUAUGUCUUUACAGCGUUGUUUAUAAAGUCUUGAAGCGGCAGAAUCUUACAUGCAAGUUUGUAGUGACAGCAUUGAACGUAAUAGAAAUGACAGUUAAGAAGUUUCUCCCGCCAAACCUCUCUCUUUUGUUGGAUUCAAAGCCAGGGUCGCCAAUGCACGAGCUCGGGAAACUUAUCUAUAUGAAGAUGAACGACUUCCAUUGGGAGGUGCGAGAUUCGGCGCUAGAGCUGCUGUACGUUUGCACAGACAUCUCAUUCAUAAAGUUUCCGCCAUUCCAAAAGCAGAUUAUCGCCAAUGAUCUUAUAAACGUGGCAAUGACGAUGGCGCUGAACGAUCAUGAGUACUACGUGCACGUGUCCGCACUCAAGUGCGUGGGCGCGGCCAGCAAGGUGGUCCCGCUGUGGGAACACCUCAAGCAGCAGUUCCCGGACGUACAGGAAAAACUUCUAUUUAUACUUUCAAAUAAUCCGGAAGGCAUCGUCCGCAAAGAAGCCUGCAACGUUCUUUGUGAGAUUUAUCAGAAUGUUAAAUUAAACCGUAACUUCAAAAUAACUCUAUAUGAUCAUAUGGUGUCCGCGGCCCUGAGCGACUUCCAUUGGGAAGUUCAGCUGACUGCACUCAAAUUCUGGAAGAUUGUUAUACAGUCAUUACUAAACGAUCAAGGCAUGCUCGAUGGUACAUUCCCACCGGUGACAUUCUCUAGGGAAACCCGGAAAAUUGUCACACUCAAUCAAGGAGAAAUCCAAAAACGUUUGACAAGAAUCCUCGAAGAACUCGCGUCGAUUGGAUGCCUGACCGUCCUAGUGAAAUUGCUUCAUGAUGAAACCGAAGUGGAGAUUAUGGACGCCGCUCUCGCAAUAUCCACAGAACUAUUAGAUAUUCUUGAUAGAUAUAAAGUUCCACAAAGUUUGACCCCUAGCGAGAAUGAACCGAAAAAUGUAAAUGAUUUGCUGAAUAAAAUCAAAUUGGAUAACAUUAACGUGGAAAAUUGUGUCGGUGAACAAUCGGAGGACUUGGAGAAAGCGGAAAAUGUUAUUGAGAGUAUUUUAAAAGCGGAUGAUAUAAAUUUAUUAGCAAACAUAUAUGAAAGGCACAUGAGUCUGAAGCCUAAUGAACCACACCCAAUCAGUGUAAACCGAACGAAAUUCCUCAGUUUUGCGUCGCCAUAUUUAUUUGUCUCAUUUAUUAGAAGCGAAGACUUCAAAAAAGUUAUUGAACAGAAGCAUAAUUGGAAAAAUGGAAUUAAAAGUCUUUCAUCGUUAUUAGAUGAUUUUUUAGGUAUAUAUGAAAUUAAUGAUGAGAUUAACGCGUUAGAUUGUUACUGAGAUUAUGUAAUAUAGCAAAUUAGUAGUUAGAUUACAUAGGACAUUUUAAAAUAUAUAUAUAUUUUUAUAUAUAUUUGCCGGGAGGGCAAAUGACUCUACUCCACCUGAUGGUAAGUGGUAGUAGAGUCCAAAGCCGACGACGGAAAGUACAGUCGGGAAAAAUGUUCUGCGCUAGUAUAUAUAUAUAUUUUUGUGAAUAUAUUGUCUGGUAAAAGUUUGAA